Mytilus californianus (California mussel) is the source of this 3690-nucleotide messenger RNA. RefSeq lists its product as uncharacterized. NCBI's taxonomy places the organism in Eukaryota, Metazoa, Mollusca, Bivalvia, Mytilida, Mytilidae. The transcript has 6 exons. The record is from RefSeq and is a predicted model, not a curated record. Bases 204 to 1868 code for a protein of 554 amino acids.
AAUUAAGAAUCGUACAUAAAUGUUUACUUACAGCAUUUACGGAAGAUUCCGUGAACGUUUUACCCAUUGUACUUGGAGUUAUAUUUGGAUUGCUAUUUCUUCUUCUUCUGGCGCUUCUAAUUUAUUGUUGCUGUAAAAAGAAGAAGAAACGAGACAAAAUCAAAGCUCUAGAGCAAAGAAAUCUUAAAGUUUUUGAAAAGAAAAUGGCAAUGGAUGAAUUUGAUGAUGAACACCCGUUGAAUGAAGCCUCGCUUGUACCAGAUUUCCCACAGAAUGGAUAUCCAAUGCCAUUACAGUUGAAACUUACCCCAAAAUCAAAACGAUAUAGUAUGCCCACAGUUGCAAACGUUGAAAUCCAAACAGAGCGUUCUUACACAUCCCACGAACAAAUGUCAGAUAGAAAUCCUGGAAGCUUUGGUGGACCAACAAAACAAUUCCAUGGUUCCAACAGAAGUUUAGCAACACAAAAAGACUUUGAGAGUCCCGAAUAUAGUAGUGCAGACCACAUAUCAUCAGUAGCUACGAAUAACAAGACGUUACAACAAAGGUUGUUAAAUAACGUGAAUAACACUCCAACAAAGGAGUUUCCUACAGAGCCUCAGUAUCUGCCGUGGCCAUGGAGAACUGCCAACCGUGCAAUGAGAAGUAAACCGGCUUCUAUGAAAUCGGGGAGUACCAGUUUUAAAUCUCGCAUUGCAGAGUUACCAGACUUAGGAGAGUUCACUAUACACAAUUACGGAAUCAAGUAUGAUGAUACCAUGUCUAGUGUGAAUAUGCAUCCGCCACCUCGGCGACCAUUGUCCAGAGCAAGUUCUGUAUACAAUCUGUCUAGACCACCUACCAGAAUGCUUGAAAUGAAGAAAAGUUUCUCACAGGAAAAUCUGAAUAGAUCUAAAACUUCAAUGGGACAAUUUCCUAAACAUCCAAGUAGUAAGUCGCUAUUUGAUAGAUCUGUGUCGCAUAACGAUGUCAGUAGAUCAAAGCCUAUCAGGAAACCAUUCCAAAAGAGCAAGUUUUUUGAAAAACCUCCUUCAAAGCCUAAUAAUCCGUCACGUCGGGCAUCUGUUGCUACGAUCAAAUUAAUGAUGCAACGUAGCAAUACACGAAUGUUGAACACUAUCAGCGAAUCAAAGGAACGAAUUCCAUCGCCACUCAGAUAUAAACGAAAACCGCCAUUGCCACCAUAUAUGAGACCACUGACAAGAUCUAAAACUUUACCUACUCCGAGUGCACUAAAAAAUGCAGCAAAUGUAUAUGGCACACGUCCUUCAACGGAGAAAUUAAAAGAAAAUGCAAGAUCAAUGCUACAGACAAAAUUAAGACAUAAAAACAUGGAACAACCUGUCAGGAGGAAAAAGAAAUACAGUAAGAAGAAAUCAUCGUGGAAAUCUCCCUUUUCACUUCCGUCAUCUCUACAAACACGCACACUUUCUUUGAAAUCAUUAAGUAAGAUGAAGCAUGCGAAGGUAGAACCUGCAAAGUCAUCAACCACAAUUGCAAGAUUUAAUGAUAGCUUUACUUCAAGAGAUUUCGCCACUACAGACCAUGACGUUACCUCAGAUUCAAAUGGUGAGAAUUUUAUGGAUGCUGAAAUAUCACAUUUACCAGCUAUUGACCAUAAGCCAAGAUUAGUUUCAGCUGCACCAAAGCGUGAAAAUACAUAUAGAAUGGAUAAAAAGGUGUAUGAAGAUUCCGGAAUAUCUACUGACGAAUCUCCCACGGGAAAAGUAGCGGAAAACGAUGACGCUAUGAUGUUUCGUGUACAGAAAGUCAUAGACAAAGGCAAAUUUAAAGUUGUCACGCCUAGAAGUUUUCCUGGUCCUAAGAAAAAAAUUAUUCCAUUUCACUUACCCGAUUAUUUGAAAUGAUUAUCGUGAAUUUAUGUGUAAACGAGGAUUUUCAUGAUAUUUCAGAUUCUGGGAUAUCGGCUGACGAAUCAGCAUUGUCUAGUGAUGAUACGAGAUAUCCACUUCCGGAUAUAGUAGAAAACUCAGAUCAGACUAAACCUGGACAGUUGAAGCCACCGCCUAGAAGAAAACAAUGGCACUAAAAACUAACAAAAUCAUUACUGAUGACAAAUAAUGAUUUUUUUUGUCGAACGUUGUGCAUUAUAAUGUGGUUUAUUUUCAAACGUUUGUCCUUGUUGAUUUGUACAAUGUUAUAAUGUGGAAAAGCCAUAUUUGGAAAUACUAAAUCAAAUUUGAUACUAGUAUAGUAAUAAUUAUCCCUCUUGUUUUAUACAUGUGUAUUGUAAAAAUCGAAAAAAGUUAAUUUUGUAAAGUUGUUAUUUUCCACUGUACAAUGUCUGCUGGCUAUGUUUUCGGGAACAUUUUGAUUGUUGGGAAUAUUAUUUCUAUAUAGUAUUUAUGAAAAAAGUUAAUUGCUUUUUUGUGAAAUUAGCAACUGACAAAUUUAAUGUUGACCAUAAAUGUUCCUCAAAGAAGUAUUUCGAAGAAUUUAAAUCUAAAUAGUAAAAAAAGAAAGAAUUGAAAUUUUAACACGAUUUGUAUUUUACGAUGCACCUGUUAAUAUAUUAAAUAACACUAAAUGGCUUUUUGAAACAACAGCAAAAUGUAAUUCUUAGAAAAUACAGGUGGCAAUAAUGUAAUUAACGCCCUUUUUAGCUCUAUGGUGCAACAAGUUCCCCUGCAUGAACCCAAUUUACAAAUAUUUUGAAGGAUGUAUACUUACACACAAACAUUUGGGGUUAUUUCAAUAUUUAGGAAGAUUGUAUUUCUCUCGAAAGCUUGGAUGGUAAAAUUGAAAAAAACAAAGGGUAUGUCUUUCAUGAAAUACGCAAAUUUUGAGACAAGAAUGCAAUUCAUUUGAAUGAAGAAAAAUUAUGUUAUUUAUUUUAUUAUUACGACUGUUUUUACAAAUUCAGAAAAUUUUUGAGAUGAUUAAUUUCAUAAAGGAAUGUUAAGGAAUUUUCUUUAAAAUAUUUUGUUUUGUAGCAAGUAAACGAGUACGUUAGCACCGAUUUUAUCAUGAAAGCACAUUUUAAGUGCUAUCUAGAAUGUCAUUUUUUUUUUAUUUAAAAAUUUACGUUCAGUUAUUUUUUCUAAUCUAACAAUAAUGUUUUUUUCGUGUACAAUUAAAGAACAGACAAUAAUGGGCGAGAAAUAAAGAAUAGACAGAAAUAUGGUCUAAAAAUUAAAGUAACAAAAGUAUAACAAAAACACCGAACUCCAAGGUAAAUUCAAAAAGGGGUAGUUCAUAAAAACUUCACAAAAUCAAAUGCUAUUAAUCAACGGAUCAAAUGAAAAACAACUGGCAUAUUCCUGACUCAAGUAGUAUUUCAUUUUCUUGGCAUUAGGUUAACAUUUUGUUUACCAAACUCGGGUGAAAGAAGUCAACUCUGGAGCGGCUGUGAUUGGAUGUAAAUUAUGAAACACAUUUUCUUUAGAACUAUUUUCAUAAAUCUGAAGUAAAAUGACAGUUGCCAUGGAUACUAUAAACAAGCUUCCUUGGAAGAUUGUCAUACCACCAUUUGACUUCAAUUUCUAAAACAGAAUAAUAAAGUACUAAUAUCACGCACAACUGUUUUGUCCGGUUUUAUUAUAGAAAUUAGAAAAUUUAGAAAAUAUGUGUACUGUCGCCUAUUGAGAAUAGAAUACCACCGUUCACCCUGAAAGUUAUUUUUGUCUUUAUUUUUAUUUGAAAUAGAUGGUUUCUUUUAUGUUUGUACAA